CUCAUUACAAAACUGACCGUGCUCGAGUGUGGACGUGUUUGCUCCCGCGGUCCUUCCGCGGCAUCAAGAAGAGAGAAAAAAAGUUUAGUGUGAGCAGCAGCAAGAAGAAGAGCUCACAAGUGGCGGCGUCCCACGCCAUCAGAAGAAAAACUAGUUUACAAAAGUGAAUUUCCCGUUUCUAGUGUAAACCAGCACUAGAAUUAAACGUGCCACUCAUUGCGGAAAGCCAUCCAAGCCACACGCCACAAGAUGGCGGACGACGAGCAGUUUUCGUUGUGUUGGAACAACUUCAACACGAACCUCUCAGCCGGAUUCCAUGAAUCCCUCAUCCGGGGCGACCUGGUCGACGUGACGCUGGCGGCCGAGGGCCAGCUCGUCAAGGCGCACCGGCUCAUCCUGUCCGUGUGCUCGCCCUACUUCCGGAAGAUGUUCACCCAGAUGCCGGCCAACCAGCACGCAUUCAUCUUCCUGAAGGACGUCAGCCACUCGGCUCUCAAGGAUCUCAUCCAGUUCAUGUACUGCGGGGAGGUGAACGUGAAGCAGGAUGCCCUGCCGGCGUUCAUCAGUACGGCGGAAGCGCUGCAAAUCAAAGGACUGACUGAAACGGGAGAAAGCGCCCCCGCCCAACAAUCGCCCGCCAAAGACUCCACCUCCCACCACCACCUGCCCUCGAGUGGGGCUGCGACGUCGACGGCGUCUUCGCCGCGGGUGAAACCGCUCCAGAGGACGCGAAUCCAGUCGUACAAGCUCGACUCGGACGACGGCGGCAGCAGUGACCACGAGAAAGUAGUACAAAUCCAGGCCGGGCCCAGUCCGGCCACCCUCGUUGCGGCGGCCUCGAGCAGUGGCGCCACGACGACCCUGGUGACGCACGCCGUCAGCGCUGCACCGCAGCAGGUGCAAAUCAUGACCACCGUGCCGACCGUCUCUCAAGCCACCAAACGCACCGUUACCCAGCGAGCCUCGAUCACCCCGCAAACGACCCAGAUCAUGAAACGAGCCAAGAUGUCCGACCCACUGGAAGCGUCCGAACCGGCCCAGAUCCAAACGGUCCAGAUCGUCAAGCAAAUCACUCAGACCAGCGCACAGUCCACGGCCACCGCAGCGACCGCCUCCUCGGAACCGGAAUACGUCGAAAUGCCAAUCGAAACCAUCAACCCCAAGGCAGAGCCCGAGUACGCGGACGACCCGUCCGAGGUGGAGGCCAUCGACGCGGAACACGACCAGGAACAAGCCCUCGCAGACCAGGAACACGACCACGACCAGGAAGCCGACGACUCUGCCAACUACGUCGAGGACGAAACGUACGGCGACAUGAGCAAGUACGACGAGUCCUACUUCACGGAAGGCGACGACGCCAAGGCCGGAGCGUCCGGAUUCGGCAGCGAGUCGUACACCGAGGGCGGCGCCGCAGACCAGGCAGCACAAGGUAGGUCCCGCUAGCCCAGCGCUAACAUCCCCCGGCGGGAAUCAGUGGCCGCGGCGGCCGUUGUCGUACCCAGGUCCAGUUCUCCCUUUGCAAUGUUCUUCAAAAUACCUGAUCUGUUGCGUCCCCACAAAGCUAGCGUUAGGGCCACACACACACCAACACAUACUCUAACUCCCCUUACACAGAUUAGGUGGGGAUUCGAGGGGCCACUAACAAACCUCCCACUCCCCCUCCCCUGGAAGCUGAUUCUAUCAAGGCGCUGAGAGUGAAAAGUGUUAAAUUAUCCUCUAAACAGUGCAAGUGUAAACAAAAGUAGUGUUUCUCAAAGUGAUUGCCAGCGCCCAACGGUUUCGUCGCGGAUUUGCGCAAGGUACGUCCCCCCUCUAAAAACGAAAAAUGCCCCCUCAGCAACUGGAUCAGGUAUCGCUAGGUUCGCUUUUAAUUCGCGGCUUGACUUGCCUUCCCAAAAUCGAUCGAUUGAAAUCGCGCACAGACCACACGGUACAGACGGCCGCCGACCAAUACUCCUUCCCGCCAGCCAUCCGGAAAGUUUCGGUGCGUGCGUUAGGCGAUCACCGAACAAGCUCUUGAAGGUCGCGCCCGCACCGGGACCGGGUACGGAUCGCAAUUACCCCCAAAAAUCUAGCUUGUAAGUGAUCACAAGUCCCCCCCUUUAAAGUCUUCUGUCACACUAAAUACGAAGUAGACGCGCGAUCAAGAAGUUUCGAAAGCGGGUUCGAACGGACCUACACUUGAUCGACGCGCUCUGCGGGUGUCAACUUCGGGUUCUCGUUACCGUUUUCGGGUCGUAAACUGCGCUGAUGCCGUCUGUCAAAAGUGGACGAUUUGUCGAAGGGCAAAGCGUCACCGUUAAUUAUAUCUGCUAAGCAUUGAACAGAGCGAAAGUUCCGUUGAAUGUGAGUGAUUU
Culex pipiens pallens (northern house mosquito) is the source of this 2357-nucleotide messenger RNA. RefSeq names its product modifier of mdg4-like. Gene Ontology annotation, molecular function: protein binding. Bases 250 to 1443 code for a protein of 397 amino acids. The transcript is spliced from 4 exons. Lineage: Eukaryota; Metazoa; Arthropoda; Insecta; Diptera; Culicidae. Gene Ontology annotation, biological process: regulation of transcription by RNA polymerase II. The record is from RefSeq and is a predicted model, not a curated record. Gene Ontology annotation, cellular component: nucleus.